UUUCCCAAAAUAAAAACAAAGGCAGGUGAAUCUAGCGGCGCCGCCCAUUUUCGAAUCCAACCAAUGAGGCACGAAAUUACUAAGCUAGUCGCGAGUGGGUCGUACAGAGAAGCCCUCUGCUUACACGCGCAGCGCCACUCUGCUUCUCUGCGUCCUCACGAAUUCACGUUCCCGCCUCUUUUCAAAGCCUGCGGAAAACUCCGAUCAGCUCUGCAGGCACAAAUUCUACAUGCCCAUCUCGUCAAAACCGGGUUUUCGGCCGAUGUUUACUCCGCCACUGCUCUGACCGAUGCGUAUAUGAAACUUAGUUUUAUGCAAUACGCACUCAAGGUGUUUGAGGAAAUGCCUGAACGGAACUUGGCUUCGUUGAACGCGGUGAUUACCGGGUUUUUGCGAAAUGGGUACUGUAGAGAGGCUCUGCGGUUGUUUAAGAACGUGGAGGUUGGAGGGUUCAAGCCCAAUUCAGUUACGAUAGCUAGUAUGAUAUCGGCGUGCGGGAGUGCAGAACACGGCAUGGAAAUGCAUUGCUUGGCAGUGAAGCUGGGCGUUGACAGCGAUGUUUAUGUUGGGACGUCGGUUCUGACUAUGUAUUCGAACUGCGGAAAGUUGGUUUUGGCUGAGAAGGUGUUUAAGGAAAUGGCAAUCAAGAAUGUUGUGAGCUAUAAUGCUUUUGUUUCAGGGCUUUUGCAGAAUGGGGUUCCUCAUGUGGUGUUGGAUGUGUUUAAGCAAAUGAGAGCAUGUACAGGUGAAAAUCCCAAUUCACUUACGUUGAUUUCAGUUGUUUCUGCCUGUGCUAGUCUUUCGUAUCUCCGAUUUGGCAAGCAGGUUCACGGUUUGGUCGUCAAAUUUGAGAUAGGACUUGAUGUUAUGAUUGGAACAGCACUUGUGGACAUGUAUUCCAAGUGUGGUUGUUGGCAGCUGGCUUAUGUUAUUUUCAAAGAACUAGAUGAAAAUAGGAACUUGUUUACAUGGAAUGCCCUGAUCGCUGGAAUGAUGUUGAAUGCGCAAACUGAGAAUGCCGUUGAGCUAUUUCAACAGCUAGAAUUUGAAGGGUUUGAACCCGAUUCCGUUACUUGGAAUUCAAUGAUCAGUGGGUUUUCGCAACUAGGAAAGGGGAUUGAAGCUUUCAAGUAUUUUAAGACAAUGCAAUCAGCUGGUGCCGUCCCCAGUUUAAAAUCUAUCACAAGUCUUCUACCAGCGUGUGCAGAUUUAUCUGCUCUGCAGUGUGGAAAAGAAGUUCAUGGGCACGCAGUUAGGACCUCUAUUAGCAAUGAUCUGUUCAUUUCAACUGCUCUUAUUGACAUGUACAUGAAAUGUGGGCAGUCUACUUGCGCAAGAAGAAUUUUUGAUGGGUUUCGAGUAAAACCCGACGAUCCAGCAUUUUGGAACGCAAUCAUAUUGGGGCAUGGAAGAAACGGAGAGAGUGAAUCUGCAUUCGGAAUCUUUGAACAGAUGUUGGAAGAAAAAGUACUACCAAAUGCUGCAACUUUCACAAGUCUUCUAUCUAUGUGCAGUCACACUGGUUUGGUGGACAAGGGAUGGCAAGUUUUUAGGAUGAUGAACAAAGAUUUUGGUCUCAAACCAAAUCAAGAGCAUUUUGGUUGCAUGGUUGAUCUUUUGGGUCGAACUGGCAGGUUGGAUGAAGCCCGAGAACUAAUAGAAGAAUUACCAGAGCCUUCCGGAGCAGUUUUCGCUUCUUUGCUAGGUGCCUGUGAAUGCCAUUUGGAUUCAGAACUGGGGAAAGAAGUGGCUUUAAAACUUUCAGAACUAGAGCCAGUGAACCCGGCACCUUUCGUGAUCCUUUCGAAGAUUUAUGCUGCACUUGGAAGGUGGGAGGAUGCAGAAAAGAUUAGAGGAUUGAUGACUGAUAAAACACGAAGAAAGCUCCCUGGCUUUAGUUUACUAAGACUGCAGGAAAAGUACAUGCACGAAACAAACAACCGCAAUUCAAAUGUCUACAGUUUUUGAGUCCCAAACCAAAAU
Messenger RNA from Pyrus x bretschneideri (Chinese white pear), 1983 nucleotides. Its product is annotated as pentatricopeptide repeat-containing protein At2g02750. Gene Ontology annotation, molecular function: RNA binding; protein binding. The transcript has a single exon. The coding region runs from base 64 to 1968 and encodes 634 amino acids. Lineage: Eukaryota; Viridiplantae; Streptophyta; Magnoliopsida; Rosales; Rosaceae. The record is from RefSeq and is a predicted model, not a curated record. Gene Ontology annotation, biological process: RNA modification.